CCGGGGUUUGCCAUACUCGGAUCGCCGGCUGGGGCCGGGCUCCGGGCCGAGUCUGAGGGCCGGGAUGUCCCGGAGCCCCCCCCCCCGCCUCCUUUUAUGGAGUGGGGGGCGCGCGGAGAGCCCCGGGGCCAUCUGGGCGCCGUUCCUGGCGGCCCUUCUCCCCGAGGGCACGCGUGGCUCUGGGUCCGCUCUACCCCCUGUCCCCACCUGGCGCCGCUGACUUCCGGGAAGGCUGGGGCCACAGACGGUGAGGGUCGUCCGGAAGCUUCUGGGCAGGCGGGGAUGCAGAGCUCACCCCGCCUUGGGGCUUCUCAGGUCCUGCAGCUCACGGCCAGUUCCGGGUGGUGGUCCCUGGACCGCAUUCCCUCUCGUUGUUCUGAUGGCUCAGUGACGACUCGGCCAGAGCAGGGGGACCUGGGUUGGUCCUGACCACUCAUGGCACUUUAGGGCUCUGCGACUUCUGUCCCCAUGUUCACUCGUUCUCCCGCGAAAUAAAGGGUGUGAGUGGCACAACAGCCUGACCGCUAACCUGUGGGAAGAAACUGUCUCUGCUGUUAGUCCCCUUCUCCACCCCUUCCUAUACCCGACUUAAAUACUGCAGGUGUGGUCGACACCCUGCUGAGUGGCGAUGGGUGGUCUCUGGCAUGCCUCCCCUGGUGAGUCAGGACCUGGGAGUGGGGGUCCUCACAUUGAAGACACUUCGGUUGGUUGCAUUCCUCAUCCCCCACAGCCGUGUGCAGGGGUUUGGUCAGCUGGGCUGAGCAGCUAAGGUCUCAUGUGCCACUCAGACAUUGCUGGCCAACCCCAAACCCCUCUCCAACCUGAGGCCUCUGCGUCCCAGGUCCUGGCUAGCUGAGUGGGAUCAGGCAGGAAGUCCAGGCGAUGCAGACUUAGGAGGAGCAGUGGACCCCAGGGGUGCCCAGCCACAGUCCUUGGCCCCCCUUAUCUCACACGCCACCACCGCCACCACCGCCUGACCUCCUUCUCACCUCAAAAAAGUGGUUGGAGCUGUUUCCCGUGGGGUGGGGGUGGGCCGUCUCAGCUGCAGGCCCAGUGAGAGGAGCAGGGAUGGGGGUGGGGCACCCUGGGCCCCAGGGUAGAGUUUCAGAUUUGUUUGUGCCUGCAGGAGGCACCAAGGGACAGGGUGGGGCACCCCCUUCGCUAUGACAUUCAGGUCACCUAGGCAGCCUGCAACUCAGCUUGUCCUGCUCUGUCCACUAGGAGGGUUAGGAGCCUAGGAGGUGUGUCCGGCCUAGGUGGUCGCAGGGGUCUGGGGCAGGCAGCUGAGGCUCCUGUCCAUCUGUCUUGCUGAGCCAGGCAAAGCUGGUGCUAUUAACAUUAGGCGCAGGCCCAGCAGUGAUCCUCUUAGGCGCGUGUCUGGCAGAUCCCUGAGCCUCUCCGGCUUCAAACCCAACCUGCUGCCCUUCAGCCAUGGAGGGCCGGCGAGGGGCAUCUGAGUAUCUAGGUGGCCCCAGGGGGCUGCUGAGGGUCUGAGAGGGCGCACACACCUGUGCCAGCCAUGAACAGCCCCCCAACUUACCCUGGCAUCAGGAUCUCUGGGUGUUGGGCCCUAGGAGCAGAAAGCAGCAAUGCCGAAUCCCUGGACAGACUGCUGCCACCUGUGGGAGCUGGCCGCUCACCUCGGAAGCGUACUACCAGCCAGUGCAAGUCAGAGCCACCGCUACUGCGCACCAGCAAGAGGACCAUCUACACAGCCGGCCGGCCACCUUGGUACAAUGAGCAUGGCACUCAGUCCAAGGAAGCUUUUGCCAUCGGCCUGGGAGGAGGCAGCGCCUCUGGAAAGACCACAGUGGCCAGGAUGAUCAUUGAGGCCCUGGAUGUGCCCUGGGUGGUACUGCUGUCCAUGGACUCCUUCUACAAGGUGCUGACCCAGCAGCAGCAGGAGCAGGCUGCCCGCAAUGACUUCAACUUCGACCACCCUGAUGCUUUUGACUUUGACCUCAUCAUCUCCACGCUCAAGAAGCUCAAGCAGGGCAAGAGCGUCAAGGUGCCUGUCUACGACUUCACCACACACAGCCGCAAGAAGGACUGGAAGACUCUGUAUGGCGCCAAUGUCAUCAUCUUUGAGGGCAUCAUGGCCUUCGCAGACAAGACGCUGCUGGAGCUCCUGGACAUGAAGAUCUUUGUGGACACUGACUCAGACAUUCGCCUUGUGCGGCGGCUGCGCCGUGAUAUUGGGGAGCGGGGCCGUGACAUUGAGGGUGUUAUCAAGCAAUACAAUAAGUUUGUAAAGCCAGCCUUUGACCAGUACAUCCAGCCUACCAUGCGCCUGGCUGACAUCGUGGUGCCCAGAGGGAGCGGGAACGCAGUGGCCAUCGACCUGAUAGUGCAGCACGUGCACAGCCAGCUGGAAGAGAGGAAGCUGCGUUGGGAUCUGGCUGCGCUGGCCUCGGCGCACCAGUACCACCCACUACCCCGCACACUGAGUGUUCUGGAGAGCUCGCCACAGGUGCGGGGCAUGCAUACCAUCAUCAGGGACAAGGAGACCAGCCGUGACGAGUUCAUCUUCUACUCCAAGCGGCUCAUGCGCCUGCUCAUUGAGCACGCGCUGUCCUUCCUGCCCUUCCAGGAUUGUGUGGUGCAGACCCCACAAGGGCAGGACUACGCUGGCAAGUGCUAUGCAGGGAAGCAGAUCACAGGCGUAUCCAUUCUGCGGGCGGGUGAGACCAUGGAGCCUGCACUGCGUGCUGUGUGCAAAGAUGUGCGCAUUGGCACCAUCCUCAUCCAGACCAACCCACUCACCGGGGAGCCUGAGCUGCACUACCUGCGGCUGCCCAAGGACAUCAGUGAUGACCACGUGAUCCUGAUGGACUGCACUGUGUCCACGGGUGCUGCAGCCAUGAUGGCGGUGCGUGUGCUCCUGGAUCAUGACGUGCCUGAGGACAAGAUCUUCCUGCUGUCGCUGCUCAUGGCGGAGAUGGGCGUCCACUCAGUGGCCUAUGCCUUCCCCAGCGUGCGCAUCAUCACCACGGCUGUGGACAAGCGUGUCAAUGACCUGUUCCGGAUCAUUCCUGGCAUCGGGAACUUCGGCGACCGCUACUUCGGCACAGACGCAGCCCCGGAUGGCAGCGACGAGGAAGAAGUGGCCUCGGUGGGCUGACCCACCUGCCCCCUGACUAUCCUUGUCUGGGCCAGGUGAAAGCUCAGCCUAGUGUUAUGGCUGUCCCCAAUGCAGUGUGCCUGGUGUGUUUUACAAAACCAAUAAAAGUUCCAGGGAUGCA
Messenger RNA from Ochotona curzoniae (black-lipped pika), 3242 nucleotides. It is a transcript of the gene UCKL1, whose product is annotated as uridine-cytidine kinase 1 like 1. Bases 1520 to 3121 code for a protein of 533 amino acids. Gene Ontology annotation, molecular function: kinase activity; ATP binding. The transcript is spliced from 15 exons. Gene Ontology annotation, cellular component: cytoplasm. The record is from RefSeq and is a predicted model, not a curated record. Lineage: Eukaryota; Metazoa; Chordata; Mammalia; Lagomorpha; Ochotonidae.